Molecule: messenger RNA, 693 nt
Organism: Medicago truncatula (barrel medic)
Lineage: Eukaryota; Viridiplantae; Streptophyta; Magnoliopsida; Fabales; Fabaceae
Exons: 3
Coding region: 225-488 (87 amino acids)
Biological process (GO): mRNA splicing, via spliceosome
Cellular component (GO): precatalytic spliceosome; U2 snRNP
Source: RefSeq, a predicted model, not a curated record
AGGAGUAUAUGGUAAUUUUGCUAAUAAAAAUCAUAUAUAUGGUUACAAUCUAAACCCUGAUCUUCACCGUUCCCAAAUCCCUCUGAUCUUCACCGUUCCCAAAUCGCAACACUGUUCAAAGGAUUGAAGCUUCUGUAACCGGAAAGAGGAAUCAUUUACUUAUUAUUUAAACCUAAUUGUGAAGCCUGCUUCAUUACCUUGAACGAAGAAGAACGAGAGACAAUAUGCAGGCGAGUGAUAGGUUUAACAUAAAUUCCCAACUCGAGCAUCUGCAAGCUAAAUAUGUUGGAACUGGUCAUGCUGAUAUCAAUAGAUUUGAAUGGGCUGUGAAUAUUCAACGUGAUAGCUAUGCUUCGUAUAUUGGCCAUUACCCUUUACUUUCUUACUUUUCUAUUGCUCAAAACGAAUCUAUUGGUAGACAGCGUUACACUUUUAUGCAGAAAAUGCUCCUGCCAUGUGGUCUGGCUCCCGAAAGAGAAGAAGAUUAGAAUUAUCGUUGGGAUCACCACAUGAGAGUUGAAAGGCUUUGACCAUUUGUGGUGCUGUAUAAUCUGAUCGAGGAAACAAAUGUGUUUGUGUAGAGAUUGUUCUAUCAUUUUUUUAGUUGCUUGCCUUUGGCUGUUUUUAUGGUAUGGAUUUGGAAACUUGAUCACGAGACAAUGAGUUGAAGCAAAAUAUUGUACUUUUCCUGAA